Molecule: messenger RNA, 1936 nt
Organism: Hypanus sabinus (Atlantic stingray)
Lineage: Eukaryota; Metazoa; Chordata; Chondrichthyes; Myliobatiformes; Dasyatidae
Product: dynein light chain Tctex-type 5-A
Exons: 1
Coding region: 96-857 (253 amino acids)
Biological process (GO): microtubule-based movement
Cellular component (GO): cytoplasmic dynein complex; cytoplasm
Molecular function (GO): dynein intermediate chain binding
Source: RefSeq, a predicted model, not a curated record
CCAUCCUUUGAAUGGUUUGCUGAGCGAGCGGCGGCCCGGGCUGUUGGAAGGAAGUACUGUAAUUCACGGCUUUCAGACUGCCCCGAUCAAUUCCUAUGAGGCGUGAAUACAAAUGCUCCUCCCGGCUAUCCCAGGAACGUGCGCGAAGGUCGAUCACACACGAGUGCCCAGGUUGGGGCUGUGAGGAACUGCCCAUCCCUGCUUAUAAAUAUGCAUUGCGACAGGAACCAACACCGGCUCAGUUAGCGGACUGCCCGGUGGUGUCUCCUUAUCACUGCGGCGCUGCAAUGGAAAGCCGCGGCUUCCGCGAGCCUGAACGACCGAAAUGUAUCAGGUUCCAGGGGUUCCGACUUCCAAAAGCCCGGAGCGCCCAGAUUUCCAAAAGAUGGGGUUCAGCUCUUCCGGCGAGCGAGAUCGAACGGCAGCAAACAAGACUCCCGAGCAAAAGGGAGAAGGACCGUCAGCGCUCGAAGCCCGGCAACAGCAGUACCAGGCUGGACAGUCCCACAGAGAACAUCUACGUGCCCCGGCCGGCCAAAACCUUCUCAGCGGAAGAAGCAAGAGCCGCCAUUCGCUCGGUGCUGGAGAGCAGACUGAACGGUGCCAAGUACGAGCCCAGGGGCUCGGCGCUGGCAGCCGUGGAACUGGCCGAGUGUGUGAAGAAGGCGGUGAAAGCCUUGGGUUACGAGAGGUACAAGAUCGUCUGCUACCUGGUGCUUGGGGCGACACGAACUUCCGGCCUAUCCUGCUCCAGCAGGGCCGUCUGGAGUCCAGCCGUGGACACAUACGCAGAAUUCUGCUUCCAGAACGAUUCGCUCUUCGCACUCUGUCUGGUGUUUGCUUUGUACCACGAAUAAUAUUCCACCAACUCCUGGCUCCAUUGAAAUGGUAGGGAAGAAAAUCAUACACCCGAAUCCUGAAAAAAGGAACUUUUAUGGACUUAUUCAUUCCACUUUCCCAUGGUCGCUGACAAGCUUGUAAAAUUUAACAGCGAGAGACGCGUGUUUGAAUAGACACAAAGGGACUGUCAUAGAAGCUAAAGACUGAAUAGAAGGAGUGAAGCCCCCAGCAACCCGGGGCGUUAUCAAAGUCAACUCGAGUUUAUUGUCAUAGGGACAAGAACAGGUAUGCACAAGUGUAAAGAAAAGUUUACUUGCAACACCAUCAGGCACAUAGCUUCAGAUAAGCAGAAGUCACAAGAAAGCCGUAGAUUAUACACUACUUUUGCCGGGGGGGGGGGGAACACGAAAGAAACUUCCAGUUAAGUGCAAAAUGAUCAGGGUGGUGUUAGUGUUAUUAAACUAGCGGUGGUUAGUGUUUUCCUGGUUGUUUCAAGAACCGAAUGGUUGAGGCGAUGUUGUCAUUCUUGAGGCUGCUGGGCUUCAGGUUUCCGCGCCCCCAGACCGACGGUAAAAGGUAUCGAGACCCAUUGGGAGGGGUCUUUAACGAUAAAUGUUGCUGCUUAAGGCAUCGCCUACUUGUUGAUGCACCGGGGUGGGGUGGGGGAGUGGUGUGCCCAUGAAGCCGCUGCUCUCUGUAUCUUCUUGACAUUAACACGCAUUCAAAUGACCGUGAUGCAACCUGUCAGGAUAGGUUAAAUAGUGCAUCUGCAGAAGUUUAUCUGGGGCUCAGAAAUAAAUCAUAGUCACAUGUUGCAUUUAUUAUUUGCAUAAUUUAAGCGCUUUUUUUACAUUGAAGAGCUAAAUUCAUCCCAAUAUCUCACUUCCUUUCAAGAUUUACUUACAAACAAAACAAUUUCAAAAGCCCUCAGUAGCACUUGCCAGCCUUGGUUUAUAUAUAGUUUUGGUAGGUUGUAUUGUAUUCCAUUAGUUUCCUGUAAAUGUCUCCACGAAAUUGAAUCUCAAUAUUGUAAAUGGUGACAUGUACUUUGUUAAUAAAUUUACUUUGACUGAACAAGUCUGCUUUUGAUUGCCAA